This is a messenger RNA of Tremella mesenterica DSM 1558, 1900 nucleotides long. RefSeq lists its product as uncharacterized. The coding region runs from base 71 to 1819 and encodes 582 amino acids. Gene Ontology annotation, cellular component: membrane. The transcript is spliced from 7 exons. The record is from RefSeq and is a predicted model, not a curated record. NCBI's taxonomy places the organism in Eukaryota, Fungi, Basidiomycota, Tremellomycetes, Tremellales, Tremellaceae.
CUCAUAUAUUCCACUCACGGGUAUCACCGAUCACGAAACUGCUUUAAAGUCUAUCAGGCAAGAAGAGACAAUGUCUACAUCACGAUCCCCACCACUGCCAACCGUGGUGUAUGACACCGAACGAGGUAGUCUAUCUGCCCUAUCGGAUGAUUCACUCUUGCCACCUGACAUUGAUAAAUUACUGGCUGAGAAGAAAAGAAGAUGGUAUUCUUCAUUAAGACAGUUUGAGCUGCCUAGACGAUGGCAGAUAGGACUUACUUGUCUCAGUAUAACCUUAUCUGCUUGUCAAGCGAAUGGUGUGUAUUGCUGGCCGACUUAUGGCCCAGUCGUAGCCAAACAACUCAGUCUCACUGGUUCACAAGCUCAAACCAUAGUUGUGGGAGGUAUUCUCGGAGUAUACAUUAUGGCUGCUCCAUUGGGUUCUCUGACAGAUCGUUAUGGAGUGAGAGUAGGUUCAGCAGUCUCAGCCGCUCUAGCAGCAUUAGGUUAUUUAUCUUUCGCCGUAUUAUUGUCGACUUUAGAACCUGGAGCGACGUAUGCUCAUCUAUGGUUGACAGCUGCGUAUUUUUGUGUCGGAGCGGCGACUGUUGGAUCUUAUUUCGCAUGUUUGACAUGUGCUUCAUUAUCCUUCCCUUCUCACCCCACAUUAUCCCUUUCUGUCCCUCUUUCCCUACUUGGACUUUCAUCCCUCGUCCUCUCUUCAUUCUCCUCUUUACCCAUAUUCUCCUCAUCCUCCGAAUUAGACCCUCGAAAAUUUCUAAUCUUCCUCGGUAUUCUUUCCCCCUCUGUAAACCUCUUCGCAGCUUUGUUCAUGCGUGUCAUCCCUCCUUCUAACUCAUUACCCGACUCUCCUAAUCUCGGACCGACAUCACCUCUGAUGCAAAGUUUUCAUGGCGAAUUUCUCAGUCAAAGUUUACAUCUCGAUGAAAGAACUCCUCUUCUCAUCGGUGGACCUGAUGCUGCUUUACAAGAGAUAGAAGAAGUUGGUCGAGAAAUCAAAUGGACAGCAUGGGGUUUGUUCAAAGAUUGGGAAGGUUUUUGGGUAUUUGGAUUGGUUUUAGCACUUUGUAUCGGUCCGAGUGAAACUAUAAUAGCUUCAAUCGGUUCUAUUCUCACUUCUCUACUUCCAUCAACAACAUCCCUCACUCCUUCUUCAUCAAUAUCAUUCCUAUCGCAAUUUACCAUUCUCACACAACCAUCAGCUUUGUCAUUAAGGAACAAACACGUUUACAUACUUUCUUUCUCUGGAACUAUCUCACGUCUUUUAACAGGUUUCAUAGCGGAUAGAUUAUCCCCACCACUCGUAGCUAUCCCAAAUCCGGCAUACAAACCUGACGGAGAACCAGAUUCAAGGUCAGGUUCAAGUUCAAGUGACGAUAUCCCACCACAUUUGUUCGUAAGACAAAAACCUGUCAUUGUAUCUCGAUCGGUAUACGCAGGGAUAUGUGGUAUUCUUUUGGCUGGUGUUUUCGCUUGGUCAGCUGGUUGGUUGGAGUCUGAGCGAGGUCUUUGGGUUUUAAGUGCUGGGACUGGAGCAUUGUAUGGAUCUUUGUUCACUCUUUCCCCCGCGAUUGUCUCUGCCCACUUUGGUCCCACAAACUUCGGUUUGGCAUGGGGUAUGGUAUCUUAUUUCGCUGCUCUCGGUUCUGUCUUAUUCUCGUACCUCUACGCAUUCAUAUCUGAAUCUCAAGCGGAACAACUUUCUCCUACUCAAUGUUACGGUCCUCAUUGUUUCCGAACAACCCUCUACGUUUCUGCUAUCUGUUGUGUAGGUAGUGCAAUAGGUUUUGUUUUUAUAGGUAGACGAUGGAACGUCUAAUCUCAACUACUACACGUUCUCUCUUAUUGUACGAACAAUGAAAUUGAUCAGGUCAUACCACUAUGCAUAAACAUGCAAAUG